Rubroshorea leprosula is the source of this 1373-nucleotide messenger RNA. NCBI's taxonomy places the organism in Eukaryota, Viridiplantae, Streptophyta, Magnoliopsida, Malvales, Dipterocarpaceae. The record is from the annotation of a GenBank genome assembly.
AUUAAUGCAUUUGUUUAAUAAACAUGUAUUUAACAUCAUCAGGGUUGGAUGCAUGAUGAAAGCUAUACAUGCAAGGUUAUUCACAUAGACAAAUAUAUCAACUUCUAAUAAUAAAAAUGAAAAGGAAAUAAAAGUCCAAACGUCUACUAUCCCGAAACUUGUUCACACAGAAAUUAAAAUAUUAAUCCCUAGUUUCGCCAAAACCCUAUCUCCUCCCUCUUCCUCCUCCUCAUCCUCCUCUUUCCAAUCUCAUAAUACUGAAAAGCUUUGUCCUUUGUAUUCUCUUCGCCAUUUUCUUGGACUUGACCACAUAAAUACUUGAAUCCCCAUAUCAAAUGCAACAAGUUUAGCCUAAAAACUACUGAUGAGCUUUCUUUUGCAUGAUAUAUAAGAAGAAAAGGAGAGUAUCCAGACUGGUAAGGUGGAUCGGAGACAUGGGAAGAGGCCCCUUCCAUCCGAUGAACCGGAGAAGAAAGAGGAAGAUCAUAUCUUUCCCAUCUACUCAGCUCAGUCACAGCAAGACAUGUCUGUAAUGGUUGCAGCCCUAACCCAAGUCAUAGGAAAUAGCAGCAAUAAUAACCCUCUUCAACUGGAUGAGAAUCAAUUAUCGUUGUCCAGUAACUCAGAACAACACCAAUCUCAACCAUCUCAAGAUCAAGGGAAUGUGAGGAGAAGAAACUAUAGAGGAGUGAGGCAAAGACCGUGGGGAAAAUGGGCUGCUGAGAUACGGGACCCGCAGAAGGCAGCCAGAGUGUGGCUUGGGACUUUUGACACGGCGGAGGCAGCCGCAUUAGCCUAUGAUGAAGCAGCCCUUGGGUUUAAAGGAAGCAAAGCCAAACUUAACUUUCCAGAAAGAGUUCAACUAGGAAGAAUAGAUUAUAAUCAGUUGAGUACUAAUUACCUCACCAACCGUCGUCAAGGGGUGCAUCGGCAGCCACGGUUUGUACCGCCUCCUCCUCCACCGCAGCAAAUUACAUACCCUAAUACUUCUCAUCAGUACAUGCAGUUUCUUCAAAGAGGAGCAAACUAUGGUUUUCCAGGUAUCUAUGAAACAGAACCAUUUGGUUUGCAGAGUUCCUCCUCAUCUUCAUCUUCUUUGUCUUCAUCUGAACAACAGGAGGGUCAGAUUGUGAGCUUCUCGGUGCAGUCUUCGGGUUCUUCUUCGAGUUCAGAUCCUCCUCAUGGCACUAGGAGAGGCUACGAUAAUAAUUAUGAUCCUCGCUCAUCAAAUAAAUAGUCCAGGUUUGUUUUUCUGGGAGCAUGCAAUGUGUCAGAUUGUCUUAAGGUUCCUGUUUUUCUGCUUCGAAAUUUCUUUAUGUUUUUGGGAUUUUGAGAAUUGUUUGCUGUGAUGUAAUUAAAUUAAUGAUCGUGUC